This is a messenger RNA of Vicia faba (fava bean), 3051 nucleotides long. The record is from the annotation of a GenBank genome assembly. Lineage: Eukaryota; Viridiplantae; Streptophyta; Magnoliopsida; Fabales; Fabaceae.
AUGGGCACGGUUCGAAAACUCAUAGUGAAAGUUGUAGACGCACAAAACCUUGCACCAAAGGACGGUCACGGAACUUCAAGUCCUUACAUCGUAAUCGACUUCUAUGGUCAAAGAAAAAAAACCCGAACCGCGGUUCGCGACUUGAACCCGGUUUGGAACGAAACGCUGUCGUUUAACGUCGGCGAACAUAACGAAAUUUUCGGCGACGUGUUAGAACUCGACGUUUACCAUGAUCAGAAACACGGGCCGAUUCGGAGAGAAAACUCACUCGGUCGAGUUCGACUCAGUUCAACUCAGUUCGUUAGAAAAGGUGAAGAGGCUUUGAUUUAUUAUGAAUUGAAGAAGAAAAGUUUGUUCAAUACCGCACAAGGAAAAAUUGGAUUGGAAAUUUACUAUGUAGAUGAAGAAAUUUCUCCGGAACCGGUACCGGAAAAACCAGCGUCACCACCGCCUGAGAAGAUAGAUGAAGCAAAGAUUAAUAAUACUGAAAAAGUAGAGCCACCACCGGCACCGCCUUCUGAACCAUCGCCAGAAAGUGAAAAGCUAGAAGAAGAUCAACCGGUGGUAGAGAAAACCGAACCAUCUCCGAAACCCGAACCAAAGUCCGAACCAGAAUCUGCUACAGAAGUUGAAGAUCAGGUGGAUGUGUUACCACCGGAACCAUUUCAAAUGACAGCGGCAACUAUUUCGAGAUCAAAUUCAGAAAUCAAAUUCAGCGGAAUCAACGGUCCACAACCAAUUAGAAGAUCAUCAUCAGCGGCUAGUUUUGCAUCAGAAGCUUCAGUAGAAAGCAUGUUGAUCGAACGGUCCACAUUCGAUCUCGUUGAAAAGAUGCACUAUCUCUUCGUUCGUAUAGUAAAAGCAAGGUACUUACCAACAAACGGUAACCCGAUAGUGAAGAUUUCAAUUUCGGGUUCAGGUCAAAUCGUUAAUUCCAAACCCGCUCUCAAAACAACAUUAUUCGAAUGGAACCAAACAUUCGCUUUCACCCGCGACACACAGGAUUCUUCCCCAAUAUUAGAAAUCACCGUGUGGGACCCGCAAACAAAAGCUGACGUGGAGAAUAUUAGUUUACUUGGUGGUGUUUGUUUUGACGUAAAUGAAAUUCCGGUGAGAGACCCACCGGAUAGUUCUCUUGCACCACAGUGGUAUAGAAUGGAAGGUGGUGGGGCACAACAUGGUGACUUAAUGGUUGCCACGUGGAUUGGUACACAAGCUGACGAAUCAUUUUCUGACGCGUGGAAAAGUGACACCUCCAAUCACGUGACUUCAAAAGCAAAAGUGUAUCAAUCACCAAAGCUAUGGUAUCUUCGUGUAACUAUUCUUGAAGCUCAAGAUAUAUCACUGUUAAUUACUCCGUCAAAACAAGCGUUGUGUCAGUUUCAAAUCAGAGCCCAAAUUGGAUUUCAAGUGUUAAAGACGAAAAUGACCGUUACUUCAAACGGCGUCGUUUCGUGGAAUGAAGAUCUUGUAUUUGUUGUAGCAGAGCCGGUUUCUAUAAGUGAUUACAUUGUUUUAAGUUUGGAAAACCGGCAACUGAAAGCUACGAUAACAAUGGGUGUUGUGAGAGUACCUUUAGCGACAAUUGAGAGAAGAGUUGAUGACCGGAACGUCGGGUCACGCUGGUUUACUUUUGAAGAUUUAAAUGAAGAAAACAAAAACAGUUACAAAGGAAGAGUGCACUUACGGUUAUGUUUUGAUGGAGGGUAUCACGUGAUGGAUGAAGCUGCUCACGUGAGUAGUGAUUACCGGCCAACGGCAAGGCAACUUUGGAAACCAGCGGUUGGGACUAUUGAAGUUGGGAUCAUUGGUUGUAAGAAUUUGAUACCGAUGAAAACGAUAAACGGUAAAAGUUUUACAGAUGGUUAUUGUGUUGCGAAGUAUGGGAACAAAUGGGUGCGAACGAGGACGGUUUCGGAUAGUUUGGAGCCGAAAUGGAAUGAGCAGUACACGUGGAAGGUUUUUGAUCCCUCGACUGUUUUAACGGUUGGAAUCUUUGAUAGUUGUUCGGUUUUCGAAUUGAGUGAUUCGAACACCGAAAAUACUAAUGACUUGACGAGACAUGAUUUUCGUAUUGGUAAAGUUCGGAUACGUAUUUCUACGCUUCAAAAUGGUCGUGUGUAUAAAAAUGUGUAUCCGCUUUUGGUUUUGACGCAUGGUGGUUUAAAAAAGAUGGGUGGGAUUGAGUUAGCGAUAAGAUUUGUUCGCACGGUUCAACGGUUAGAUUUUCUCCACGUGUACUCUCAGUCGAUGUUACCGUUCAUGCAUCAUAUAAAACCAUUGGGUGUGGUUCAUCAAGAGGUGUUGCGAAACACAGCGGUGAAAAUGGUUGCAGGACAUCUUUCGAGGUGUGAGCCACCAUUGAGAAAAGAAGUUGUGUUCUAUAUGCUUGAUGUUGAUUCACAUAAUUUUAGUAUUAGGAAGGUUCGUGCAAAUUGGUAUAGGAUAAUUAAUGUGGUUGCAGGUUUGAUUGAGAUCGUAAGGUGGAUAGAGGAUACUCGUGGAUGGAAGAAUCCAACAGCUACAAUUCUUGUUCACGCUUUACUUGUUAUGUUGGUUUGGUUUCCUGAUUUGAUCGUUCCUACACUUGCAUUUUAUGUCUUUGUUAUUGGCGCCUGGAAUUAUAGAUUUCGUGCACGGGAUCCUCUUCCACAUUUUGAUUCGAAGAUUUCACUUGCUGAUGUGGUGGAUAUGGAGGAGUUGGAUGAAGAGUUUGAUACAAUGCCAAGUAGUAGGUCAGGUGAAACAGUGCGUAUGAGGUAUGAUAAGUUGCGUACGCUUGGGGCACGUGUGCAGACAGUGUUGGGAGAUUUGGCGACUCAGGGGGAACGCGUGCAAGCGGUGGUCACUUGGCGUGAUCCAUGUGCUACUGGAAUUUUUAUUUUCUUAUGUUUGGUUGUGGCGACGAUAUUGUAUUUGGUGCCUUCGAAGAUGGUGGCUAUGGCUUUUGGAUUCUAUUAUCUUCGCCACCCUAUCUUUCGUGAUCGCUUGCCAUCACCAGGGUUGAAUUUCUUUAGAAGACUCCCUUCAUUAUCGGAUCGAAUUAUGUAA